CUCUCCUCUCUUCCUCUCUCUCUAGCUCUCUCUCUCUCUCCCCUCCUCUGUGCAAGUGUACCAGAGCACGAUGCAGGCCGUUGCGAGGCGUCUAGGCCAUCAAUCUCUGAGUCCCUCACCUUCAAUCUCAGCGCUCAAGUCCAUCCACCCUCUCUUUGAUUCCUAUUAUGGAGCUGAUCAUCCAAGGUGCGGAUCUACGCUCGCCACCAAGGGGCUCGGACACCUCGUUCGGAAGGGGACGGGUGGAAGAUCAUCUGUUAGUGGCAUAGUCGCUACCGUCUUUGGAGCUACUGGAUUCCUUGGUCGUUAUGUUGUACAACAACUUGCUAAGAUGGGAUCUCAAGUUUUAGUUCCUUUCCGGGGUUGUGAAGAUUCCCAUCGUCAUCUCAAGCUGAUGGGUGAUUUGGGACAGAUAGUGCCAAUGAAAUACAAUCCAAGAGAUGAGGCUUCAAUUAAAGCCGUAAUGGCAAAGGCUAACGUAGUUGUCAACCUUAUUGGACGGGAAUACGAAACAAGGAACUACAGCUUUGAGGUAGCAAACCAUUUUAUGGCUGAACAACUUGCAACGAUUGCUAAAGAACAUGGUGGUAUCAUCAGAUAUAUCCAAGUUUCUUGUUUAGGGGCAUCUGCAUCAUCCCCGUCCAGAAUGCUAAAAGCUAAAGCUGCUGCAGAAGAAGCUGUAUUGCGAGAAUUGCCUGAGGCCACAAUUAUGAAACCAGCCAUAAUGAUUGGUACAGAGGAUCGUAUUAUGAAUCGGUGGGCACAAAUUGCUAAAAAGUAUAGCUUUCUUCCACUCAUUGGGGAUGGAUCUACCAAAAUCCAACCUGUUUAUGUUGUUGACGUUGCUGCUGCAAUUGUGGCUGCUCUGAAAGAUGAUGGCACCAGCAUGGGAAAAAUUUAUGAACUUGGUGGGCCAGAGGUCUUUACAGUGCAUGAAUUGGCAGAGCUCAUGUACGAGACGAUCCGUGAGUGGCCUCGCUACCUAAAAGUUCCUUUUCCUAUUGCAAAGGCCAUUGCUACACCACGAGAAAUAUUGCUUAACAAGGUUCCUUUCCCAUUACCCAAGCCUGACAUUUUCAACUUAGAUCAGAUCCUUGCCCAAACUACAGAUACAGUCGUGUCAGAAAAUGCUUUGACUUUCAAUGAUCUUGAAAUAAUGCCGCAUAAGCUGAAGGGAUACCCUAUUGAGUUUCUUGCCUGCUAUCGCAAGGGUGGUCCGCAGUUUGGUUCUACAAUCAGUGAAAGAGUCUCUCCGGAUGCCUGGCCAUGAGUUUAAAGCCCCAGACAUUUAUUUAUUUUGUUGAAGAGUGCAACCCAAUUAGGAACGUCUAAUCAGGUUUGGGUGCAACAAUUUUCUUUUAUUCUCUCACGAUGUUCAGGGGAAAAAAAAAUGUGUGAAAGUUGUUGUGCAUCAAAAUUGUUAGCCAUCGAGAAAACUUCCAUUGCGGUUUUGGGUGUGGGGAGUUGCUAACAAGUUUGACCUUGGAAUGACAGGUUUUCUUCGAGGUGCCUUUAAGAAUAAAGACAUGGAGAGUGUUUCUUCAGUUAUUUCUGAUCUGGAUAAUUUGAGAACACAUUGCAAAUUGUAAUUCCGAAAUAUUUGGAAUUUUUUGUUUUGGGUAUUCAUAAGCCCCAGAGUAAUGGAGGGAUCUCCUUUUAUCCUGUUCUGAACUUUGAACUGAAAUGCCAUUUCCUAUUCGAAUCGU
Molecule: messenger RNA, 1706 nt
Organism: Morus notabilis
Lineage: Eukaryota; Viridiplantae; Streptophyta; Magnoliopsida; Rosales; Moraceae
Product: NADH dehydrogenase [ubiquinone] 1 alpha subcomplex subunit 9, mitochondrial
Exons: 12
Coding region: 71-1270 (399 amino acids)
Cellular component (GO): mitochondrion
Molecular function (GO): protein-containing complex binding
Source: RefSeq, a predicted model, not a curated record